AUGCUUUACACAUCUAUUCUCGUUGCUCUUGUUCCUUUCGCAGUGGCUGGUCCCAUUGCUCCCCGAACCGGCCUUGGAGGUGGACUCCCUGGUCUAGGAGGCGGCUCUGGCUCUGGCCUCCCUAGCCUUCCUGGUCUUGGAGGAGGUGACUCUGGUUCUGGCUCUGGUCUCCCUAGUCUGCCUGGCCUUGGAGGUGGUUCCGGUUCUGGUCUCCCCAGUCUCCCUGGUCUUGGAGGCGGUUCUGGAUCUGGUGGUUUGCCUAGCCUCCCAGGCCUCGGAGGCGGCUCUGGCUCUGGUUCUGGUCUGCCCAGCCUUCCAGGUCUUGGAGGUGGCUCUGGCGGUCUCCCCGGACUCGGAGGAGACGACUCUUCAGACGAUACCCCCAGCGCCACUGCCCCCAGCGUUGUGGCUCCCACUGCUUCCCCUCAGACCUCCCCUACUGCCCCCAGCAGCUCUACCGGAGGAUCUACUGAUGCGGAUGGCUCUGCUGCUCGCCGUGGUAUCUUUGAUGGUGCUUCAUCUGGAGGUGCAUCGGACUCUCCCUUUGGUAACUUCCUGGGCGGUGCCGGUGGCUCUUCUUCAGGUGGUGCAGGUGGCUCUACCAUGAACGACCUCAGCGGCGAGUGUAAGGACGUAACUGUCAUCUUUGCCCGUGGUACUACUGAGGCUGGUAACGUCGGCACAGCUGCAGGACCUCCCUUCUUCAAGGCCCUCGGCGAGAAGAUUGGCCAGGACAAGCUCGCCGUUCAGGGUGUUGACUACAGCGCCAGCAUUGCUGGUAUUAUGCAGAUGGGCGACAAGGCCGGCUCUGAGAAGAUGGCGAGCCUUGUCACGGAGGCUGUUAAGAAGUGCCCCAAGACCAAGAUCGUCAUGUCUGGAUACUCUCAGGGAGCCAUGCUGGUGCACAACGCUGCCAGGGCUCUUCCUGCUGAGACCACAGCCAAGGUUGCUGCCGUUCUCAACUUCGGCGACCCUUUCCAGAGACAGGCCAUCCAGGGCGUCCCGGCUGACAGGGUCAAGAUUAUCUGCCACGCAGGCGAUGGUGUUUGCGCCGGUACUGCUGCCAUCACACCCGACCACCUUACCUACAGCAAGGAUGCUGGCGCUGCUGCUGAUUUUGUUGCCAGCAAGGUGCAAUAA
This is a messenger RNA of Fusarium graminearum PH-1, 1140 nucleotides long. Its product is annotated as cutinase precursor. The coding region runs from base 1 to 1140 and encodes 379 amino acids. NCBI's taxonomy places the organism in Eukaryota, Fungi, Ascomycota, Sordariomycetes, Hypocreales, Nectriaceae. Gene Ontology annotation, molecular function: cutinase activity. Gene Ontology annotation, biological process: carbohydrate catabolic process. The record is from RefSeq and is a predicted model, not a curated record. Gene Ontology annotation, cellular component: extracellular region. The transcript is spliced from 5 exons.